CUCACUCUAGCAGCUGAUAAUCGGACUCGCGAUGUUCCGGUGAGAGGAGCUCGCCUCUUUUACGUGGAUUUUUAAGGAUUCUUGAUUUCUUUUUAGGAAUACAAAACCGAAGACUCAAAUAACAGGACAUCUGGUUAAACUCUGAGGCCCAUGAAUCUGUAUUUUAGUACCGAGCGCGGUGUGUUUUCACCCGUUUUCUAGGCUGCUGCUGCGGGCCGGCUAACUGCUAGCUAACAAUGAAGGCCUAAGCCGAAAGCUGUGGGAUUUAAACCUUUCCGAGCUGGCUCACGAAACGAGGACUAACGUACUCAGGCAUGGCCUCCCAGCUGCAAGUCUUCUCUCCUCCAUCCGUGUCUUCCAGUGCCUUCUGCCGGGUGAAAAAGAUGAAGGUGGAGAGUUGCGCAUGGGACGCCUCCAGUGAGGCCUAUGGCUCUGUGGGCCAGGCCUACGGCUUCAACGCUGCCCCAGCGCUCCCUUUCAGCGCUUCCGGCCUGGUCUUCCCACCAGCCUCCCGGUGCCAGGUGGUGGUCCGUGCCGCCGACAGCACAGGGGGUGCCCCACAGGGCUCCAGCCGCCGUCCCGCAGAGUCACAUGCAUCCCGCAGCCAGAGAUACGGCGUGAAGAGGAAGAACGAGGAGGUGGAUCGGUCGGGAGGCGGGGACAGUGGCAGCGGGAGCGUGCAGAUUUUGGAGGAGCUGUCGGCCCCCGCCUACUCAGCUCGUGCUGCCGGGGGCAACACAGCACAGUCGAUCCCCCACUCCGCGCCCACCACCAAGAGCAGCAGCUCCAACUGCGAAGGAGACUACCAGUUGGUCCAGCAUGAAAUCCUCUGCUCCGUCUCCAGCAGUUACGAGGUGCUGGAGUUCCUCGGCCGUGGAACCUUCGGGCAAGUGGCCAAAUGCUGGAAAAGAGGCACCAAUGAAAUCGUGGCCAUUAAAAUCCUAAAGAAUCAUCCUUCAUAUGCACGACAAGGCCAGAUAGAGGUGAGCAUUUUGAACCGUCUCAGUGCAGAGAAUGCAGACGAGUUCAACUUUGUGCGUUCAUAUGAGUGUUUCCAGCACAAAGGCCACACAUGCCUGGUGUUUGAGAUGCUGGAGCAGAACCUCUAUGACUUCCUGAAGCACAGCAAGUUUAGCCCUCUGCCACUACGCCACAUCCGGCCAAUACUGCAGCAGGUAGCCACAGCCCUGAUGAAGCUCAAGAGCCUUGGCCUGAUCCAUGCAGACUUAAAGCCAGAAAACAUCAUGCUGGUGGACCCCAUCAGGCAGCCAUACCGCGUCAAGGUUAUAGAUUUUGGCUCAGCCAGCCACGUCUCCAAGGCUGUGUGCUCCACGUACCUGCAGUCUCGCUACUACAGAGCUCCCGAGAUCAUUCUUGGCCUGCCAUUCUGUGAAGCCAUUGACAUGUGGUCACUGGGCUGUGUGAUUGCGGAGCUCUUUCUCGGAUGGCCGCUGUAUCCUGGGGCAUCUGAGUAUGACCAGAUUCGGUAUAUUUCUCAGACCCAGGGCUUGCCAGCGGAGUAUUUGCUUAGUGCCGGCACAAAAACCACCCGCUUUUUCCACAGAGGGCCUGACUCCAGUUAUCCACUGUGGAGGCUGAAGACUCCAUCAGAGCAUGAAGCAGAGAUGGGCAUCAAGUCCAAAGAAGCACGAAAGUACAUCUUUAAUUGUCUGGAUGACAUGAUGCAGGUCAACUUGUCCUCUCACUUGGAGGGCACAGACAUGCUGGCAGAGAAGGCGGACCGGCGGGAGUUCAUUGACCUGCUAAAGAGGAUGCUCCGGCUGGACGCUGAUAAGAGAAUCACCCCUACCAAGACACUGGCCCAUCCCUUCGUCACCAUGAGCCAUCUGCUGGACUUCCCUCACAGCUCUCAUGUGAAGUCAUGCUUCCAGAACAUGGAGCUGUGUAAGCGGAGGAACAGUAGCUAUGACAAUGGGAAGGCUCUUUUUGCUGCUAAUACUGUUCCUGGCACUACAGGCAACCUGACUGUGACCUUCAGCAGUCAGCUUAACCAGAACAACCAGGUUCCCUCAGCCGGUGGAGCAGUGCCUCUCCUCAACUACCAGCCAGCCCUUUAUCAACAGGCCACAAUAAACAUCCCGGGCCUGGCCCAGCCCAGCAUCCCCCUGCAGAGCCGCCCCCCUCAGCUGUGUGCCCAAACUGAGCCCUUUCAGCAGACCCUCAUCGUUUGCCCCUCCGCAACCAUUCAGGGGCUUCCGUCCUCCAGCAAGACCUCCAGCUAUCCUGUUAGAAUGGAGAACGGAGUUCCUGUAGUGCAGCAGAGCCAGAAUACGCAGCCUCUCCAGAUUCAGCCAGGAAUGCUGGCGCAGGGCUCCUGUACGCCGCUGAUGGUGGCCACAUUGCAUCCCCAUGCGCCGGGCGUGCCGUCCCAGUACCCGCUGCCCCUGGCACUGGGCUGCGGGGCAGGAAGGCCUUCCCUGCUGGAGCAGACAGCCACCGUGCUGCAGGCCUGGCAGACGGGCACACAGCAGAUCCUUCUCCCCCCUGCCUGGCAGCAGGUGCCGGGUAUGACCCUUCACGGCACUGGCACAGCGCAGACUAUUACAGAAUCACCCCUGGAGACCAUCCUCUCGGACAGCUCCACACAGCAGACACCCAGCUGGAGGGCAUCUCACAGCACAGUUCUUCAGCAGAACCCUCAUGUUUCGAACUCCACUCAGUCUCUCAACCGUGGGGCAUCCAGCGCCACUCGAUCAUCACAAAGCAAAAGAAACAGGGCUCGCUGCCUGGACAGCAGCAGUGGUCUGGUUGGCACACCUUACAAUAGUGCUGCCCUCUCUCAGCCAAUUGUCAUCUCUGACACACCCAGCCCUGCUGUCAGUGUCAUCACCAUCCACAGCGACUCUGAUGAUGAGGACGAGAGAAAGUUCCACCCUGCUAGCUGUGGACCCAGUCAGAGAACCAACGUUAUCAGCUGUGUCACAGUCCAUGAUUCAGACUCCUCCACUGCUAGCCCCCUGACCCCUCUGCCCCGAAACAGCCUGGCAGCUCAGCCCUCGCGCCUGGCAAAGUCCUUGGCGGUUGUUGCUCCUUCAGUGAAAACCCAGCCAGGGGAGAGCUCAGCACUGGCCAAAGUAGCUACAGGAGUCUUGCAGAGUUCCUACAUCAAGCCUAAAAGGGCAGCCACACGGCAGCCAUGCAGCUCAGGGGAGAGCGUUAAUCUCCAGGAGCCCAGCAGGUCCCAACCACUCAACCUCAGCCAGACCACGGUCUCAUCAUCUCAAGACCACACUAGUGGCUCCUCACUGCGCCGGCAGCAGACCUACCCUCCUUCCUCUUCCCAGUACCGCCUCCAGGAGGCCCUGCCAUUCACCAGCGCCCCUAGCCUGUACACGUACCCUGCCUCUGCCGCGCUGGCCUCCGCCUCCCACACCAUGGAGCAGCUGCUCGUCCAGGGCUCCUCCCCUUCGAUCCAUGUCCCACCCACCAGUCACUAUGCAGCCAGUCUUCUCCCAAAAGACUCGGUGGGCGGCGUGGUCCACGGAUUACCUGCCCACUACCAGCAGCAUUUCCCCACCCACCCUUAUGUUGGCACAAACACCAGCAGCACUAGAGGAAGUGCAGCCUAUGGUGGCUAUCAGCUCAGUCCUAGGAGAGUCACUCAGUAUCCAUACAUAUGAGGCACAUAGUAGAGAACUGACUGAGGCGUAGUAACCAAGAUAGGACCACAUCCUCAUAGACUUGCCAUUGAAACUGCUGCGACAUUAACUGCUAUUACCUAUUUAAUUGAACUAUUUUAGAUUUUUUUUUUUUUAAGGUUGAUAUUUAGAAAUAUUAUAUUUUACUGGUCUCACUUUGUAUCCUUCCUCUGGAAAAGUCCUGUUAUUUGUUAGGCUUAAGUUUAUUUUCCUAGCACGAGAUACGUGGUGACGUAAUGUUGAACGUUCUUUAGCAAUAGCGAAACACUAUUGAAAAGCUGACACAAAGGGACAGCUGGAUCCUGGUACAGCGUGACCCCCUGUAGUUCUCUCUGUACUACUAAAAGUUCCACACUAACCCUGUAAUCCACUUUUGACCCUUUUAGUGGUUUUAAUGUUUUGUGUCUUUAUGUUAGUCCCCUUUUUUAUCCUUUUAAAUUAUGUUCCGUCGUGUUUUUACUUUUACUGGAAGAUGCGUAUUGAAGUGACUGAAAAGGAAAAAAAAGGAUCAGGAGUAUGUACGGAGCUCACGCAGCUCCACUAUUUAAGUCAAGACUUAAGUGUUAGUUAAAUCAAAGGCAAGGUAGGAUUGUAGGAAGUAUGUUGUGCUGAACGUAAAAUGAUAGAAUUCAAACAAUUUAUUGGUUUUGUCUAGAGUUGUUUUUAUCUUGUUGAAGUCCAUUAAUUCCUCUGGAAAAAAAGAAGCUUAUGAACUGUGAUCAUGUCAAAGCCAAUGAAAUAUGUACUGACUAGAAUUUCCCUUGCCUUUUUUUCUUCUCAACUAAGGAUUCAGACAGGCAUCUGGAAAACAAUUACAUUCUGUGAUCUGUUUGCUGAAUUGAUGUGCUGUUAAGGUUCUUUUGAUGCUGUUAGGAGUAGAACUUGCUUUGCAAAAUGAACUAACACCAAAAAAAAAAAUGACCUGUCAAAAUGCAGGGCUCAGUGUUGGUGAGCUUUUGAGCAUUUUUUUUUCCUUUUUGCUUAACGUACCUGUAUCCUUGAAAGACUAAGGAUGAGCAAGGUCGAGCUUACAACAAAGGCAGGCGGCAUUACGUGGUGACCAAACACUGGUUUGUCCUCAUUUGCAGAUCCUUUGCUCAAAAGCACACUGGCCUAACUACAUGGUCUUACUUGUUCUGCUCUCAAUAAGAUGAUGUGCCUUGACAUUCUUUCUCUCUCUCCAUGUUUGGCAGUUUUUGAAGUCAAGAGUACAUUUUCUCAUCGACCGCAAAAGUACUGUAUGCAUUUUGUAAUGUCAAAAUUACGAGAAGUACAUCUGAACACCUCUGUUGUAAUACCAUCCAAUAAACAACACAAUUCAA
This is a messenger RNA of Colossoma macropomum (tambaqui), 4981 nucleotides long. RefSeq names its product homeodomain-interacting protein kinase 1. The transcript is spliced from 17 exons. NCBI's taxonomy places the organism in Eukaryota, Metazoa, Chordata, Actinopteri, Characiformes, Serrasalmidae. Gene Ontology annotation, molecular function: protein tyrosine kinase activity; ATP binding; protein serine/threonine kinase activity. The record is from RefSeq and is a predicted model, not a curated record. Bases 315 to 3641 code for a protein of 1108 amino acids. Gene Ontology annotation, cellular component: PML body; cytoplasm; nucleus. Gene Ontology annotation, biological process: peptidyl-threonine phosphorylation; intrinsic apoptotic signaling pathway in response to DNA damage by p53 class mediator; smoothened signaling pathway.